Messenger RNA from Culex quinquefasciatus (southern house mosquito), 1668 nucleotides. Its product is annotated as carbonic anhydrase 1. Lineage: Eukaryota; Metazoa; Arthropoda; Insecta; Diptera; Culicidae. Gene Ontology annotation, molecular function: zinc ion binding; carbonate dehydratase activity. Gene Ontology annotation, cellular component: cytoplasm. The record is from RefSeq and is a predicted model, not a curated record. Bases 477 to 1517 code for a protein of 346 amino acids. The transcript is spliced from 2 exons.
CGUGCCGGUGUCAACACACAGCAGUAGCUGAACCCAGAAGGUCUCAACAUAGCAGGCUUGGGCGUGUCCGGCAAGCAGCAAGUACUAGCAACAGCAACAGCUGCUGUUCAAGAUCAAGUUCGCGCGCGCGCGUACUAAUCUACAUGUGGUUCCGCUAUUAAGGGGGUGAAACCCACGACACCGUCGGCACCUGGGCGUGUGAAAGAAAUGGUUUAGCUGCCGGUCGGGUCGCGUUGGUGACUUAUCAGGUUUAAGCCAACUAAAGCGAUAAAGGAGAAAUUAAUUGUCGUCUGUCAGCGCUGCUUGGACGGAACUGUGUACAGAGACAAACGUGGCUUAGUGUGGUUAAAUCAGUGCGAAACGGUGGUUUGAUCAGUUUUGAGCUGUGAAGUUUGCUGAGGGUGAAGAAAGUGUUUAGCCUUGUGGAUUUGAGACGUUGUGUUUUAUGCGAAUCAAUUUCGUGGUCAUCGGUAACAAUGGGUUGGUCCAUACUGGUUCCCUGGACGGUGCUGGUAGCUGUUGUAUCGAGGACGGUGUUUUGUGGACCGUAUCCCCGGACAUUCGGAACCUUUUACAACUCGAACGGAUACUUUCAUUUUGCGGACAAAACGCAUCAACAGCAGUACAACUAUUACCAAACCGUUACCGUUCGGUCACCAGAGUCUACGAAAAACGCCAAAAUUAUUGAAUCCGCAAAACUGGCGUCCACAAAUGAAAUCAAUCCGAGUUCAUUCGGUCCCGAAGCCGUUUCCUUUUCCUACCGCGACGAGGACGCCUUCGGUCCAUCCAACUGGGGUGCUCUGAAUUCCAACUGCAACGGUCUGUACCAGAGCCCAAUCGACCUGGUCACCAAUCGGACCCUGGUGGUUCGCCAGAAAAGACCCCUUCGCCUGGACGGUCUGUCGAAUCGACCCUGGCAGAUGGACGUCGAAAACGAGGGAGGUUCAGCGGCGUUCUUCCCCGAGUAUCGGGCCUCGGAACGACCACGGCUAUCGGGAGGCCCCCUCAAGACGGACUAUCUGUUUCAGCAGUUUCACUACCAUCUGGGCUCGGAACAUACCUUCGAGGGGAAACGUUACGCCGCCGAGGCGCACUUUGUGUUUUUCAACAGUCUGUACGAAACCUUCGAGGAAGCCCGCGGCCAGGUGGACGGAAUCGCCGUGAUUGCCGUUGUCUACGAUGUGCUCAAAUCUGAUCGGAUCAAAUCGCUCAACAAUUGGACCCGCUUCCUGACCAAAGUCGUCAAAGAUGGCAGCGUGUACGAAGUGUCCCCGUACGGGCUGUUCCCACUGGGGGACGUCCUGGGCAAUGUCCAGUGGCCGUACUAUGCGUACGAGGGCAGCUUUACGACGCCACCUUGUGCGGAAACGGUCCAGUGGAUCGUGGCUAGCGAGCGGGUUCCGCUGACCAAAAGCGAACUGGUCCGGAUGCGUAAUCUUGAAGGUCGAGGCGGUCGGUGGGUACAGAACGCGAGGCCAACGCAGGCGAGAAACUAUCGGCGGGUUUUCAUCUAUUGAUGCUUUGAGGUCCAAUGGGCGAUAAUCGUUUUAGAGAGCCUCGCGCAGUUUGUGCCAUUAGGUAUUUAAGUUUAUGAAACAGUAUUAUAAAAGAGAUUCCUAAAUUUAAUUAAGAAUAAUGUUACGUGCAAAUAAAUCCAAAGAAUCUUUA